CACAGGGUUCGUUUAUGGACUACACAUGGGCUGCUAACACCGAGCGGCAGGAAAAUAUAUCGAUAUUCAAUAUUUUUUGAGUCGACCGUCAUCAUGUUGAAAUCUAAAACAUUUGUAAAGAAGACCCGGUCGGGUGGGGUACUGAAAAUAGUGCGUGAGCAUUAUUUGAGAGAUGAUAUUUGGUGCGGAAGCGAAGUUUGUACUGAAUGCAAACAGGAGUCUACUGUGCUCCAGAGGGACACAUGCAUUGAGAGCAACCUCUGCGCUUAUCCACAUUAUCUGAUACCUGACACUAACGUGGUACUACAUCAGAUCGAUGUAUUGGAGGACCCUGUGAUUCGUAAUGUCAUUAUCCUUCAGACUGUACUGCAGGAGGUUCGUCAUCGCAGUGCACCGGUUUAUAAACGUAUUAAAGACAUCAUACAUGAGAAAGAAAAACACUUCUACACCUUUACUAAUGAACAUCACAGAGAGACAUUCAUUGAGCGUGAACCAGGUGAGAGCGCUAAUGACCGUAAUGAUCGAGCAAUCCGUGUAGCAGCCACAUGGUACACUCAACACCUCAAGACAUCUGAGUCUGCGGCAGAUGGGCUCAAGGUGGUCCUCCUCACCAAUGACCAAGGGAACAAGCAGAAGGCAGCAGAGAGUGGCCUGCUGGUGUUCAAAUGUGAAGAGUACAUUAAGAGUCUGAUUGCAAAUCCUGAGCUCGUGGAUCGUCUGGCAUUGACCAAUGAUGAAAAAAAUGAGAUCACCAGUAGUAAAGUGUUAUUCCCAGAGCAUCUCCCUCUGUCCAGGAUCCAAGCAGGUAUCAAGAGUGGCUCCUUCCUCCAGGGCACCUUCAGGGCCAGUAGGGACAACUACUUGGAGGCCACUGUGUUUGUCCCAGGCGAGGGGGAAGACAGCACAGAGGUUCUCCUUCAAGGUCUUCAGAACCUCAACAGAGCAGUGCAUCAAGAUGUGGUUGCUGUGCAGCUUUUGCCACGGGAUCACUGGGUGGCCCCAUCUUCAGUUGUGCUUCAGGAUGAAGGCAUGGCAAAAGAUGAAAAUCCUGAAGAAGAGGAGGAAGAGAAGGCUCUGAGGUUGUCGGCACUUGAAGCAGCCAAGAAGCCCACAGGCAAAGUGGUGGGAAUCAUUAAAAGGAACUGGAGGCCAUUCUGUGGCAUGCUCAAUGUCUCCCAGAUUAAAGAGUCAACACGCCAUCUGUUCACCCCAGCAGACCGCCGUAUCCCACGUAUUCGCAUUGAAACACGUCAGGCAUCCACACUGGCUGGCCAAAGGAUUAUGGUGGCCAUUGAUGGCUGGCCCAAAGACUCCAGAUAUCCAAAUGGUCACUUUGUACGCAGCCUGGGAGGUGCAGGUGAAAAGGACACCGAAGAGGAAGUUCUGCUACUUGAACAUGAUGUUCCCCACCAGGCCUUCUCUCAAGCUGUGCUCAGUUUUCUUCCCAAGAUGCCUUGGGCCAUCACACCAGAGGACAUGAAGCAAAGACAAGACCUGAGGCAGCUGACGGUGUGCAGUGUGGAUCCUCCAGGAUGUACCGACAUAGAUGACGCCCUGCACUGUAGAGAGCUGGACAACGGAAACCUUGAAGUGGGUGUCCACAUCGCUGAUGUCAGUCACUUCAUCAGACCUGGCAAUGCUCUUGAUAAAGAGGCUGCCAACCGAGGGACCACUGUCUACCUGUGUGGAAAGAGGAUAGACAUGGUUCCCGAGCUGCUCAGCUCAAACCUUUGUUCACUGCGCUCCAAUGUCGAGAGGUUGGCCUUUUCAUGCAUAUGGGAAAUGAAUCAUGAGGCUGAAAUUCUGAAGACCUGGUUCACAAAAAGUAUCAUUAACUCUAAGGCCUCUUUGACAUACGCUGAAGCCCAGAUGAGGAUCGAUGACACGACCAUGAAUGAUGAUAUCACCAAGAGUCUGCGGGGUCUCAACAAACUAGCAAAAAUCCUCAAGAGGCGGAGAAUAGAGAACGGAGCUCUUACAUUGUCAUCACUGGAGGUCCGUUUCCACAUCGACAGUGAAACCCAUGACCCUAUUGACCUCCAGACCAAAGAACUUAUGGAGACCAACUCCAUGGUGGAAGAGUUCAUGUUGCUGGCCAAUAUUUCAGUCGCCCAAAAGAUCUAUGAUGAAUUUUCGGAGUGUGCUCUGUUGAGGAAACAUCCAGCACCGCCUCCAUCCAACUACGACAUCCUCAUCAAGGCUGCAAAGUCUAAGAAUGUGGCGAUCCACACAGAUUCAGCCAAGGCGCUGGCAGACUCCCUCGACAUGGCCACAGUGGACAGCUUCCCAUACUUCAAUACACUUCUGCGUAUCUUGGCUACUCGCUGUAUGAUGCAGGCUGUCUAUUUUUGCUCCGGCAUGGACAGUGAUUUCCACCACUACGGUCUUGCUUCACCCAUCUACACACACUUCACAUCACCUAUUAGGAGAUAUUCGGAUAUUAUAGUCCAUCGGCUGCUGGCAGUAGCUAUCGGAGCAGACAGCACCUACCCUGAUUUGAUGGACAAACACAAACAGUCUGCCCUUUGCAAUAACCUCAACUACAGACACAAAAUGGCCCAGUAUGCUCAGAGAGCCUCUGUGGCGUUCCACACACAGUUGUUCUUCAAGACUCGGGGCGUUUUAAAUGAAGAAGGAUUUGUUCUGUUUGUGAGGAAGAACGCAAUCAUUGUGCUCAUCCCGAAGUUUGGGAUGGAAGGAACAGUCUUCUUCGACUCCAAAGACAAAACUGCUCCAAACCUUGUUUUUGAUGAAGAGGGUCCAACUCUGACAGUAGAGCAGCACACCUUUCAUAUAUUUGACAAGGUGAAGGUCACCAUCAGUCUAGACGCCUCCAAUAUUCAGCAUCAGAAGAUCCGCAUGGCUCUGAUCGAUCCUGUGAUCUCUGGUGUGAGUGUCCCAGCUGAAGACCUUGAGCCACAGUCCAAGAAAUCCAAAUUGGACCGCUAACCGAAAGAGCAACUCCUCAACCACCACCAGCUGCUGUUUCAGAUUAAGACAUCCUACAAAAAAAUUCUAAGGACUAGUUCAGUAUUCGUAAUGAGUUUCCUCAGUUAACUGUUUCUUAUGAAGCAAAUGUGUUCUUUUUAUGAAUUGACUUCAGUUGUUUUUCACUGUUUCCAUUUUUAUUUUGUGACAGCUGCAAAGGACUGUAAAUGCUAAAUCCAUGCAUCUUUAUCUCAUUGCCAUUGUUACUCAAGAUAUUUUUUUUCUUUUUAAAAGGUUCAGAUGCUCUGAAUUUACUCAGUAUAUAUUUGUUCUUGUACAGGACCGGCCAACAUGGCUGCAUUAUUUUAUUGUUGUUGUUUUUGAUUUUUCUGAAUGACAAAUAGUUAAAAGCCUCACCUCCCAACAUUAUAAAAGUUAAGUAUUUUGGCAUCAUUAAUACACUCUAAUUACAAAAAGAUGAAAUAUAUUCAAAGAACAUCAAGAACAAGUUCAUUUCAAGUCUCUUUAAUAUGGUAACCAUCCAGCACACACUUUAUGUACAAAAAUAGGUAUGCAAAUGGCUCAGUCAGUUUUAAAUUUUCUAGUGGCAUUACUCUGUGUCUUAUUCUGGAAUAAAUAUUCUAAUCAUCAAAAUAAGAUCCACAAAUAACCUGAAUUGUAUCACUUGUUACAUAAUCCAACAAUAGAGGUAUAAAUCCCAUAAAAUCGUGCUCAUGAUUGUUUUUAUAAAUGCGUAAAUACAGUACACAUUAGAUUAUCUGAAUGGUGGAUCUGUCCAGCCAUCAGUAGUGUCAAGACCAUUA
Molecule: messenger RNA, 3752 nt
Organism: Sphaeramia orbicularis (orbiculate cardinalfish)
Lineage: Eukaryota; Metazoa; Chordata; Actinopteri; Kurtiformes; Apogonidae
Gene: dis3
Product: DIS3 exosome endoribonuclease and 3'-5' exoribonuclease
Exons: 21
Coding region: 94-2949 (951 amino acids)
Biological process (GO): rRNA catabolic process; nuclear mRNA surveillance of mRNA 3'-end processing
Cellular component (GO): nuclear exosome (RNase complex); cytoplasmic exosome (RNase complex)
Molecular function (GO): 3'-5'-RNA exonuclease activity; RNA binding; endonuclease activity
Source: RefSeq, a predicted model, not a curated record